Molecule: messenger RNA, 3640 nt
Organism: Colletotrichum phormii
Lineage: Eukaryota; Fungi; Ascomycota; Sordariomycetes; Glomerellales; Glomerellaceae
Exons: 6
Coding region: 143-3640 (1165 amino acids)
Molecular function (GO): protein binding
Source: RefSeq, a predicted model, not a curated record
UACCACCGCGGCUCAGAUUUGUUGGGAACUCGACAAAUACAAAGUUUGGACCUUUCGCAUCUUUCCUUAGUUGACAGGUUAGCACUCAUCUACACCUUGGAGGCCGUCGUCCACUUCCGCGCCUCCUAUUGGGAGAAGCACUAUGGAGGUCGCUGGCCUAGUCGUUGGUGCGUUUGGAGUUCUGCCACUGGCGAAAGAAUGCCUUCAACUUGCGAAUAAGCAUAUUGGUCCCUCGAAGCAUGACACCACCGAACUCAAGCUUCUCACCGGCUGGCUCGACGACAUCAUUCAGAUGAUUGCGAUCCUUCACCCUCUUCUAAAAUCGGUUGACGCAGGUGGACAGCCACUGCACGCACAGUAUGACGAAAGGCUGAGAGACACCUUGGACCGAUGUCGCCAGGCAUUUGUCGUCCUGAACGAACGCCUCUCUGGGAAAAACUUCCUCAAGAAGUGGUUCAAAGGGGCCAAAUUUGAUCAGAAACUUGAGACGCACGUACAAGCGGUCCGUGAUGCCCCAAUAUUGCUCAUAAUGGUGGCACAGGCGAAUCAACAGUUCAUCAUCCAGGAGACGAAACAGUAUCUCGAACAGAUCCCCAAAUCUGUGGACGGAGUCCACGACACUCUAGGCGAACUGGGUCAAGCCGUCGAGAAUUUUCGUGAUGACUUCCGCAGCACAGCUGGAGGCAUCCAAGAUCAACUACGGCAGAGAGCGGAAGCGGAAAGCAGACGUGAGGUUCUUGAUUGGGUUUCGACGCGAACAUUCGUGUUGGAACAGCCUGACUUGCUCAACUUGAGAUACGAAAGAACCGGUACCUGGUUCCUGGAGUGCCAGAAUUUCAAGACAUGGUUAUGUUCCCUUUGUUCCAAGGAAAAAUACCGGGUUCUCUUUUGCUCUGGUGGGAUAGGAGCUGGAAAGACUAUGAUAACGGCGACAGUGAUCGACCAUCUUCGUAGCAAAUACCGAGACCGUGAUGGCAUUACUUUUGCGUAUGUGUACUGCGACUACAAGAACCGGUCUCUGGACACUUCAACGUCUCUUUUACGAUCUAUCCUGAGGCAAGUCCUCGAAGCCCUGCCUCUCCUACCUGUCGAGUUAGAGAAGAUGUACGAACGCAAAGAUACGCUCCCCUCGACACUCGUCAAGGAAAUACUACGAGAGUCAAUCCUCAUGAUUACGGGCUGCUUCAUCGUCAUAGAUGCAAUAGAUGAACUGGAAGUCUUUGGAUCGAACGAGCGCGCACAGAUGCUGGACAUCAUCGACGACCUACGGCGCCAGCCAAACGUUAGACUAUUCAUCACUUCACGACCGAUAGAUGCCAUCAGCUGUCAGUUCAAUCCUACAAAUUCCUUGAUACAGGAAGUCUGCGCAGAAACACAAGACUUGGAAAGGUAUUUGGGAGGACGCGUGCAAAAGCUGUCGGCGGUUCUGCGAAGACAUCCGGAACUCCAAAACAAAGUCAAAGAUGCCAUCAUUGGCGUUGUCGAUGGCAUGUUUCUCCUAGCACAACUAUUUCUAGAUUCUUUCGAGACCGACCUCAACGUCGCAGCUGUCAACAAGCGCUUGGGGGAGUUUCAGAGAGAUGCAUACAUCGCUCAGUCAGGCCCCAAUGGCAGUGAUGAAUGGAAGCGUCGAUUGCUUUGCAAAGCCUAUGAUGGUGUCUUGGAAAGAAUCAAAACGCAAGAACACAGUGGCAUAGCAAUGCAGGCCCUCACGUGGAUCACACACGCCACAAGACGAUUGCAGAUUAACGAGCUGAUAGAAGCUCUCGCCGCUAGCUUGAAUAACGGACAAUUGGAAAAAGACAGCAUGUAUGAACCCGAAGACAUUGCUUCCGCUUGUGGAGGCUUGAUCGUAGUCGACAAAACGUCUGGCAUCGUUCGCUUGAGCCAUUAUGCACUACAAGAAUAUUUCGAAGCAACUGAAAGGAACUGGUUUCCGCGUGCUCACUACGACAUUAGUGGAAUAUGUGGACAGUUCUCAAAGUCCAAAAAGAGCCUUCUAGGAUACGCCGCAAAUAAUUGGUGUGAGCACGUUCGUCGAUCAGAGGCCCCUAUCCUUCAUGAAAAAGUCCAAGAGUUGCUCGAUCAGAGGCCCCAUGUCGAUUUUCUGGCCAGAAUUGGUGGUGACACAGAAGCAAGCCCUCUACACGUGGCGGCGGCCCUAGGUAUCGACAUUGAAGUGACACGAAUUCUUUCUAAUAACAAGAUACAAUUCAUGUCAAGGAUAUCAAAAACUGGACACCGCUCUAUUAUGCGAUCUUUUAUCGAAACGAAACCCCUAUCCGGGAGGGCUCUGACACCAGGAUGGCUACAGGCUGCCCUUGUCGAUGCCAUUUGCAACGGCAAUCUGAGAACAGUGCUUCGGCUUCAUAUUGCCCAAGAACUACUGUCUGAUGAACGUACAAACGUUGAUCUGAAGGUUGGACUGAUAUCUGCCCCGCGAUCCGCUCUCUCUCAUGCCGUCGAGCGCAACCACGAGGCUAUGGUGGAGCAACUCCUCGCUGCGAAAGCCAAAGUACUUGAGAGCUUGCCUUUCCAAGUGUCUAUGAACAGGAGUAGAUAUGGCACAUCUUUUCUGAAUGUUCUUGACGGUGCUGUGGUCCAGGGAAAUCCAGACAUCAUGGAGAAAGUGUUUCGACAGGCACCACACUUUGACUUCAAGUCUAAGCAAGGGCGAUAUCUAACCUGCACAGCCGCUUACUUUGCCUCUUUGAAUGGUCUCAAGUUCCUCAUCGAUAAUGGGGCGGUGGCAGACGGCGCAGACACAACCAGAAGAACACCAUUUUCCUAUCUCGUGGAAGGGCUGAAAUUCUGCGAUUUUGAUAGUCCAGACGGUGGUUACGAUGGAACACACAGUUGUUUCCUACAUUUUCGAUUUCCCUAUUACCAGAAGCCGGCUUCUUUACGACGAGUUCUAGAGACGGCGCAAUUGCUGAUCGACAAUGGGGCGCAGGUCGACCUCAGCGACCAGCAUGGACGUACCGCCUUGUCAUACUCUGGACAUAGUCCAGAGUACACAGACUUAUGUCUGCAGCUAGAGGCCACUGUGGAUCCCAAAGACCUCAUUGGAAGGACACCUUUAUCAUAUGCUACUGAAAUCCCGAAUAGUGACGGAUCCGUUGUUGGGAUACUUCUCCUACAUGGAGCCGAGCCGAAUUCGAGGGAUGUCGCGGGAAGGACGCCCUUGUGGUUCGCAGUUCAGGCUGGAUCUUCGGGUAACAUCCGUCGUCUAAUGAGCUACUGCGCGGAUUCUGCUCUGGUGAUUUCCAAGGAUGGUUUUGGGAAGAAUGCCAUCACCAUGUCAGUUAAAUGUGCAUUGAUCGGUAGCACUGAUUGGAGCCCUUCAUGCUUUGAUGAGUUGCUGCGUUUCAAUGCAGAUCCAUCAGAGGGACCGGAGAUUCUGGAUCAGCCAUUACUCCUGGCAGCCAGACUUGGCCAUCAGAAAGUCUACGAACAGCUUCUGGAGAAGGGUGCCUCGAUUGGAUAUAAAGUGCCACUUCAACUCGACUCUUUAGCCCGAGAUAUGCUCAGGCAAAAUUACGUCUGGGUCACUAUCUGCUCAAUAUGCUGUCGGCCUAUACCUGCAAGCGUUUGCUUCCAGGUUUGCAAAAUCUGCCGCAUAACCGUCUGCUUGACGUAA